UUCCCCUGAUUUCCUGCUGAAAUUUGGAAAAUCAGUUGGUUUCUUGCUUGGAGUUAAAACAAAUUACAAAGGGGUUCUUGUUUUUAUCAGCUAAGCUCACUUUUCUGAAUUUUGAUUCCAGAGAUAUUUCUGUAACUGAAGAAUUUUGUGAUUAGGGUUUAGUUUAUAGUGCAAGAAAAUUGUCUGAGUUUGAAUUUGAAACAGAUAAUCCCAAAAUUCUGGGCCUAUAUUUCUGGGUAGUACGAGGAUUCGCUGCAUCCAGAGAUGUCUGGUUCCGAGGCCGGAGGGGUAAUGGCCAGCAGCAGAGGAGGGGAGCCUUUCACGCAGAACAUGCGUCUCACCUUCAGCGCCGACGGCGCAGCGCUCUACAAGCCCGUGGCUGUGUCGGGAGCCGCUUCUCCUCCCUAUCAGGCCCCCUCUGCCACCGGAAACGGGGGCAGUGCCGAGGGCCCUGCCAGUGGCGGGCCUCCGCUCUUCGCCCACGGGCUUAACAUGAACAUGAGCAGCGGAGAGCCUGUGAAGAGGAAGAGAGGGAGGCCCAGGAAGUACGGGCCAGAUGGCACCAUGUCGUUGACCCUCACUCCGGGGACGAAGGGAAGCAGUGCACCUCAGAGCGCCGGAUUCCCUUCUCCGGCCGCCGCUGUGGCUGUUCCCACUGGCGGGUCAGUAUCGCCGAACUCCAUGAAGAAGUCCAGGGGCAGGCCUCCGGGUUUGGGCAGAAAAAAGCAACUUGAAGCUCUAGGAUCGGUUGGAAUUGGAUUUACACCACAUGUCAUCACUGUGAAGGCCGGGGAGGAUGUUUCGUCGAAAAUAAUGUCCUUUUCUCAGAAUGGUCCGAGGGCAGUCUGCAUUCUGUCGGCCAAUGGGGCCAUAUCUAAUGUUACCCUCCGCCAACCUUCCAUAUCUGGUGGCACCGUUACUUACGAGGGACGAUAUGAGAUACUUUCACUUUCGGGGUCAUUUAUGCUAUCAGAGAGCGGGGGACAUCGUAGCAGAACUGGGGGGUUGAGCGUGUCCUUGUCUGGAGCUGAUGGUCGUGUCUUAGGCGGUGGGGUGGCCGGUCUUCUAACAGCUGCCUCUCCUGUUCAGGUGGUCGUGGGGAGUUUCAUGUCAGAUAGCCGAAAGGAAUCUAAGUCACCAAAGCAGGCAGACCCCUUCUCGGGCACGACAAUGCUCGGCCAUAGUGGCGGCUUUGCUGGAGGCAGCAGCCCAUCUCACGGGACACUAAGCGAAUCCUCGGGCGGGCCCGGGAGCCCACUCAACCAAAGCUCUGGCCCAUGCAAUAAUUCUAACCCGCAAAGACUCGAGAGCAUGCCAUGGAAGUGAGAAUCCCUCCAUUCCCACCUAUUAUGCUAAUCUGAUCGACCUGCAUCUAGGAAUCUGACCAUCUGAUGCUGCUGAUUAUCCCCUGCGCGAAAAAACCGACAUCUGUAGUUUAAGCCAGCUUAGUGUAUUACUAUCAGUAGAAUAAGGACUUACAGAGAGGGAUUUCUGCUUAUUUAUGCACAGGCUGUAGUGAUUGGUGAAGUUCACUUCGUGUCCUUCCAGUGUAAUGAGGUUUCAUAUCAUUUGUUUAUCAGGAAGUUGGUAUUUUUCUAUGUUGGUCAUGUAAUAGGAUUUGUGUUCUACACUUCUCUCUUUAAUGAUUAUUGACAUUUCGACA
Messenger RNA from Punica granatum (pomegranate), 1663 nucleotides. The record is from RefSeq and is a predicted model, not a curated record. NCBI's taxonomy places the organism in Eukaryota, Viridiplantae, Streptophyta, Magnoliopsida, Myrtales, Lythraceae.